AUGAGCAAGCCGAUGACCGACUCAGAGGUGAUCUCGGAAAUGAAGAAGCUGGUGGCCUUCAUCAAGCAAGAAGCCAUGGAAAAAGCCCGCGAAAUCAAGGUCAAGGCCGACGAGGAGUUCUCGAUCGAAAAGGCAAAGAUCGUCCGCCAGGAGACCGCGAGCAUCGAUGCGCUCCAUGCCAAGCGGCGCAAGCAGGUCGAGGUCCAGAAGCGCAUUACCCAGUCCACCCUCAGCAACCAGUCCCGCCUCGAGCAGCUCCAGAUGCGCGACCAGCUGCUCCAGGACGUCUUCGAGGAGGCCAAGAAGGGCCUGGCCGACCUGACGGCCGAGCCCGCCAAGUACGAAGAGAUCCUCGAGAACCUCACCCUCCAGGCCCUGUUCUCCCUGAUGGCCAAAGACAUCCUCGUCUCCGUCCGCCCCCAAGACCGCGAGCUGGCCGACCGGGCCGUCUCCCAAGCCGUCCACCGGUUCAAAGAAGAGGCCAAGAUCGAGUGCACCCACUCCAUCAACCACGAGCUCUCCCCCCAAUCGAAAGGCGGCGUCGUCGUCUGCGGCUUCCAUUCGCGCAUCAAGGUCGACAACACCCUCGACCAGCGCCUCCGCUUGCUCGAAGAAAAAAUGUUGCCCGAGAUCCGCAGCACUUUGUACGGCAAAAACCCGAACCGGAAGCACGAAACUUGA
This is a messenger RNA of Puccinia triticina, 681 nucleotides long. RefSeq lists its product as uncharacterized. Gene Ontology annotation, biological process: proton transmembrane transport. The record is from RefSeq and is a predicted model, not a curated record. The coding region runs from base 1 to 681 and encodes 226 amino acids. The transcript is spliced from 7 exons. Gene Ontology annotation, cellular component: proton-transporting two-sector ATPase complex, catalytic domain. Gene Ontology annotation, molecular function: proton-transporting ATPase activity, rotational mechanism. NCBI's taxonomy places the organism in Eukaryota, Fungi, Basidiomycota, Pucciniomycetes, Pucciniales, Pucciniaceae.